Messenger RNA from Gastrolobium bilobum, 423 nucleotides. RefSeq names its product histone H2A variant 1-like. The record is from RefSeq and is a predicted model, not a curated record. Bases 1 to 414 code for a protein of 137 amino acids. Gene Ontology annotation, molecular function: DNA binding; protein heterodimerization activity; structural constituent of chromatin. Gene Ontology annotation, cellular component: nucleosome. Lineage: Eukaryota; Viridiplantae; Streptophyta; Magnoliopsida; Fabales; Fabaceae. The transcript is spliced from 2 exons.
AUGGCGGGAAAAGGAGGGAAGGGGCUUGUGGCUGGAAAAACCACGAAAGCGAACAAGGACAAAGACAAGGAUAAUAAGAAAAGGCCUGUGUCUCGUUCAUCCCGUGCUGGGAUCCAGUUUCCUGUGGGUCGGAUUCACAGGCAGUUGAAACAAAGGAUUCAAGCUAAUGGGCGUGUUGGGGCAACUGCUGCUGUUUACUUGGCGUCCAUUAUGGAGUAUCUAACUGCAGAGGUUCUGGAAUUGGCUGGAAAUGCAAGCAAAGAUCUCAAGGUGAAAAGGAUCACACCAAGGCAUUUGCAACUCGCUAUUAGGGGGGAUGAAGAGUUGGACACCUUGAUCAAAGGGACCAUUGCAGGUGGUGGUGUCAUCCCUCACAUUCACAAGUCCUUGAUCAACAAAACUUCCAAAGAAUGAAUGACCCCU